Molecule: messenger RNA, 1284 nt
Organism: Fomitopsis serialis
Lineage: Eukaryota; Fungi; Basidiomycota; Agaricomycetes; Polyporales; Fomitopsidaceae
Exons: 5
Coding region: 1-1284 (427 amino acids)
Source: RefSeq, a predicted model, not a curated record
AUGCCAGCGAAGCGUGCGCGCGGGCUAUCCGACAUCCCUGCGGACGGCGCGGGAAAGAAGCCGCGCAAUGGUGAUGCUGCCGAGAACAGGGAUGGCGCGUCAUGGGGUACCAACAAGAACCCCAAUCCGCUGUGUUGGAGGCUGAUUGAGCAGCUCGAGAGGAAGGAAAAUAGGAAGGUGCUGAUUGGCCGCAAAAAAGGCGAGAAAUCGACAGGUGACACGAAGGUCGCCGUGUCGAAUGCGAUAGCACGCGUUCUUUGGCCAAAUCAGGCCGAGAAGGACAUCCCGGAGUGGGGGAAGAAGGUUCUCAACAAAAUCAAUGCGCUGAAGGGGCUGUAUGCGAAGAAGGUAAAAGCGAUCAAAGUGACGGGUGGCGGGCUCUCGGAUAAUGAGUCUGGUGAUGGGCAUGGUGACUCUGAUGAUGAGGACAGCCCUGAACAACGCCUGCGCUGCUACAUCGCGGCAGAUGGCCCUGACGAGAGUACCCCCGAGAAGUACAAGAACAUCUGGGAGCGCGUUGAGAAGGAAUUUCCGCCAUUUCCACGCCUGCACCGCUUGCUUGCGUCGAAAGCGAGCAUCAACCCUCCUUCGGUUACGACUGGCAUCGGGCCACAUGGGCGUAAGACCGCAUAUUAUCAGCCUAAGGAUGAUGAUGCUGAGCAUGCGGUACCAGGUGCUGUGUCUGACGAACUCAUUGACCCUGUGUUGCGGAACUUACGCUCGUCACCAGAUGCAGAGGCGGCGGGUGCAAACGAUGGACCGUUCAUGCUCGAGGGGCCUGAUGCAGAACAACCUGGCCCUCUCGAUCAAGAGCCAGCAGCACCUUCUCCCCCAGCAGCAGCCCCGCCUUUGCCGCCUGCAUCUGGUGCUCCGACAGCAUCCUCGUCAGUGCCCACGAACAUUCCGAGUCAUGUUAGUCCCGAGAAGUACCAAGAUAUUGCGAAGAACUUCAAGGCAGCGCCCAAGUCUAGCGGUGGAGUCGGAGAUGUGCUCCGUGAGGUCACCCACUUGCAUACAGAGGACGCGAAGUUGGAGCGAUCGCAACGGGCUGCUGACGCUGCAGCCCAACGUGACCGAGAGGAGAUCAAGGAUUUGCGUGAGGAGAUCCGAAGCCUCCGUGCAGAGGCAACUGCGAAGCACGAUCGACUCCUCAGGCAGUAUACCAACGGUGUGCUUGCUAAGGAGCUCUAUCUGCAUGAGUCAGAUUGGGUUGAUAAAGACUUGGAUGCAGAGAUUGCUGAUCUUAAAGAGGAGAUCAAAGAGAUCAAGGAAAAGCGUAGCUAG